Messenger RNA from Geodia barretti, 210 nucleotides. The record is from the annotation of a GenBank genome assembly. Lineage: Eukaryota; Metazoa; Porifera; Demospongiae; Tetractinellida; Geodiidae.
AUGGUCGAGCAGCGGGUAAGUCGCCUGGAAGGUGAGUACGGCCACUUGGCCACCAAGGCCGAAAUCGCGGAAGUUCGCGGCGAGGUCAAGGGUGAAGUGGCAGAUCUCAGGGGCGAGCUGAGGGGCAUAAAGUGGACCUUGGUGGUCGCAAUUGCCGCAGCGACUGUGGUCUUGGCCGGACUCCAGGUGGCUCUGAAAUACGUCGGAUGA